GGCCAAAUUUGAUGUACUAUGAAGGGGUAUGGGCCAUUGGACAUUAUGUUCUACCAUCAAUUCUGUUGGCUAGAUUUCUAUUUGGGAUAUCAUUUUUUAUCGCACUACUGAUAUACAAAUGGCGAAAAAGACAUUGGUCAAUGUAUGAAUGUAUUGAAAUAUAUCUACAACAUAACAACCUCAUGCCCAUUGGAUAUUCAUACAAAGAAAUCAAGAAAAUGGCUAAAGGUUUCAAAGAAGAGUUGGGUAAAGGAGGGUUUGGCACUGUGUUCAAGGGAAACCUACGUAGUGGGCCUUGUGUGGCAAUCAAGAUGUUGGGUAAGUCAAAAGGUAAUGGGCAAGACUUUAUCAAUGAAGUCACAACUAUUGGAAGAAUACAUCAUUUGAAUGUUGUACAAUUACUUGGAUUUUGCAUUGAGGGAUCCAAACGUGCUCUUGUUUAUGAAUUCAUGCCUAAUGGAUCUCUUGAUAAAUUUAUUUUCUCUAAAGAAGGGAGCAUAAAUUUAAGCUACAACAAAAUUUACGAUAUAGCAAUUGGAGUAGCUCGUGGGAUUGCUUAUCUUCACCAUGGAUGUGAAAUGAAGAUUUUACAUUUUGAUAUCAAGCCCCACAAUAUCUUGCUUGAUGAGAACUUUAUCCCUAAAAUAUCUGACUUUGGAUUGGCAAAACUACACCCGAUAGAGAAUAGCGUCAUCACAAUGACUGCAGCAAGAGGUACAAUUGGAUAUAUGGCUCCUGAGUUAUUCUACAAAAAUAUAGGGGGAGUGUCGUACAAGGCUGAUGUUUAUAGUUUUGGGAUGCUUUUGAUGGAGAUGGCAAGCAAGAGGAAAAACCUGAACACCAAGGCAGAGCAUUCAAGCCAACUUUAUUUUCCCUUUUGGAUAUAUGAUCAACUUGGCAAACAAGGAGAAAUAGAAAUAGAAAAUGUCGUAGAAGAGGAUAUGAAAAUAGUAAAGAAAAUGAUCAUGGUCGCUCUUUGGUGUAUACAAUUGAAACCAAAUGAUCGUCCUUCGAUGAGUAGAGUAGUGGAGAUGCUUGAAGGAGAUAUUGAAACUCUUGAAAUGCCUCCAGAACCAACCAUGUAUCCAGAUGAAGUAAUUUCGAGGGAUGAAAUUACAACAAACUCAAAUUAAUCAAUGUCGAGUGACUUCACUAGUUCUAGUGGGUAUGGAGAAAUCGCAACUAUUUCUCUAGUUGAGAAUAUUUCUUGACAU
This is a messenger RNA of Medicago truncatula (barrel medic), 1214 nucleotides long. Its product is annotated as rust resistance kinase Lr10. Bases 12 to 1133 code for a protein of 373 amino acids. Lineage: Eukaryota; Viridiplantae; Streptophyta; Magnoliopsida; Fabales; Fabaceae. Gene Ontology annotation, molecular function: ATP binding; protein kinase activity. The record is from RefSeq and is a predicted model, not a curated record. The transcript has a single exon. Gene Ontology annotation, biological process: protein phosphorylation.